UCGGGGACACGGAGGUAAGGACAGAGGAUUAGCAGUUUGCUUUUUAGCAUGCUGUAGUAAUUCAGUUGGUUUUUAGAGAACAUGCGGAUAGUUUUGUUAUAGAGUUUUGCUUCAGAAAUUGAAAGAGAAACGAUGGAUGGUGUUACUAUUUGUCUGUUGAUGUUAUGUUGUAGUCUACAGGUGGCUGUUGGUUAUAUUCCCAGGGAUUCCCUUAUACAGAGGAAAACAUGGUUCUUUAAAAGGCUCGGGACUCAAUAUAUGAAAACGUUAAGGGAUUAUGAAGAAUAUGCAACGGCUUACAUGGAUAGACACGCUAGGGACUACUACGCAAGCGGGGCUGAAGAAGAGAUUACUCUCAGAGACAAUGAAAAGGCUUUUCAAAAAUACCACAUCCGCCCACGACUGCUUCGAAAUGUUGCGUAUCGAAACAUGAGUUUGACCAUGUUAGGGCAACCAGUGGGAAUGCCUUUGGGUAUAUCGCCCGUCGCCUUUCAGAAAAUGGCCCAUCCAGAUGGAGAAGUAGGCACAGCCAGAGCUCUAGCUAAUCAUGGUGGUGUGAUGAUUUUGAGCAUGCUAUCAACAACAGCCUUGGAGGAUCUGCCUAGAAAGACCCCUCCAGGCAGUGUGCAUUGGCUGCAGAUCUACAUAACCAAGGACAGGGAGGCGACGAGGGAAUUGAUACACAGGGCAGAUAUUUCAGGAUACAAGGCUAUAGUUGUCACUGCUGACUCACCUGUCAACGGAAUGUGGGGUAUCAAUAUGGUGCACAACCUAACUCUUCCCUCACAUCUAAGGCUUCCUAACUUGCAAGCUAAGGGUGAAGUAGAAGUCUCUGGCUCCAACUUAAGGAGUAAAGUCGGAUUCUCGCUUCUUGAUCCCAGCUUGACGUGGAAAGACAUCCAGUGGAUUCAGACCUUCACGGCUUUGCCCAUAGUUGUCAAAGGAGUACUAACAGCUGAAGAUGCCAUCUUAGCUGUGGAACAUGGGGCCUCUGGGAUUUUAGUAUCCAAUCAUGGCGGCAGACAACUUGAUGGUGUACCAGCUACAUUGGAUGUUCUUCCUGAGAUUGUUCGAGCUGUAAAAGGAAGAGCUGAGGUAUACUUGGAUGGAGGAGUGCGAAAAGGUGGAGACGUUUUUAAAGCCUUGGCUCUGGGUGCAAAAGCUGUAUUCUUUGGUAGACCAGCUAUCUGGGGCCUAGUUCACAGCGGUCAAGAUGGAGUGGACAACGUUCUCAAAAUUGUUAAGAAUCAACUGGAUACAACAAUGGCUUUGACUGGAGUGUCACACUUGAACGAUAUACAAAGAUCUCAUGUAAUGAAGGACGAUGCUUAUUUCCCACCUGAAACAGAAACAAGAAAUGAAUAAAGGACUG
This is a messenger RNA of Argiope bruennichi, 1372 nucleotides long. RefSeq lists its product as uncharacterized. The transcript is spliced from 11 exons. The record is from RefSeq and is a predicted model, not a curated record. Gene Ontology annotation, molecular function: FMN binding; oxidoreductase activity. The coding region runs from base 133 to 1365 and encodes 410 amino acids. Lineage: Eukaryota; Metazoa; Arthropoda; Arachnida; Araneae; Araneidae.